AUGAAUUUAGUAAUUACAGAUAUUCUCUUUCGAGCUGUUUCCAUCCCAGAUUUGUUACCAAUGGAACUCAGUGGCAGUAACUUUACAUGUAAAUUGAUCGACUUUGGUAAAUACACCACUUUGGCAGUUACAUUUGCUCUUCUUGCUGGAAUUGCAUUUGAUCGCUACAUUCACAUUGUUCAUCCGUUUAGAGCAAGAAGAAUAACUUGGAAACACAGCAGAAAUGUGGUUAUUUUAAAAUGGAUUUACGCAGCAAUCUGUUCAGCGCCAGUUUUACACAGCACAGAGUGGGUAGUCCAUGUGAACAAAGAAACCUUGGAAACAUCUGGGAACUGUGAAGAUAAACAUGGCCUGCCAUUUCAGAUUUCCGUAACUGUUUUCUUCGCAUGUUCGUUUAUAAUUCCUCUGAUUUUUAUGGGAGUUGUUUACGGCAGAAUAGUAAGUGUGUUGUGGAGUCGAGCGCGCAACAAAAUUAUCAACAAAAACAUGGCAAAAGUAAAAAUACGAGUUGUCAAAAUGAUGGUUUUGAUUGUUAUUACUUAUUUCAUAACAUGGGGUCCAAAACUGAUCCUAAAGACCAUGGAAACCUUUCUUUCUACAAGCUAUGUCUCUGAAGAAGAUGAAAAUGAAGGCUCCACAGGAAGUAUGGAGUUGGACUCUGCAGUCGUCAUUUUUUUGCUUCUUGAGCCCAUAUCUAUAACAUUUUCUUUAGCGAGUUCAAUUUUGAAUCCCCUAAUAUUUGCUUAUUACAACAAGGCUUUUCGUGAAGAUUUACAUGCUAUUUUCUGUGAAAAAUCGAAGAUUGCCUGCUGUACAGAAAAUAAUUACAAAGAAGCCCCUUCUUUAGUAAUUAUUAAUGUUUCAGCUGGAGUUGAUAUGACCAAUUUAUCAGGGGAGUACGACACAAAGUUAUAA
This is a messenger RNA of Pocillopora verrucosa, 915 nucleotides long. Its product is annotated as C-X-C chemokine receptor type 2-like. Gene Ontology annotation, molecular function: G protein-coupled receptor activity. Gene Ontology annotation, biological process: G protein-coupled receptor signaling pathway. Lineage: Eukaryota; Metazoa; Cnidaria; Anthozoa; Scleractinia; Pocilloporidae. Gene Ontology annotation, cellular component: membrane. The record is from RefSeq and is a predicted model, not a curated record.